AUGUCAGUCCCGAGACUCAUGAACAAAUGUGAAGAGUACCUGGUGUUCCACAGUCUCAUGCCAAUGAUCGAUAAACUGGGAUACGCUGGGCAGUACAACUUGACACCCCCUCCUGGUAACGAAAUACCUUUUUUGAGAGUUUCUUUCUUGAAUCAACACUUUUUGCAGUUUUGUUGCAAAGAAAUACACAGAGAAAACCAGAUGGGAUCACUGAAAAGACACGAAAAGUUCAAAAGACUGUCACGGAUUGUUCAUGCGAGAUUGAGAAGUAUGAAGAGAGAAUGGAGCUACGGAAGCAAGGAUCGACAAAAUAAAGUUUAUGUAACGAUUUUCUAACACUCCCUUUUUAUCACAAUUUGGUAUAAUACAAUCUGGAAUAAAUUUUUGGACUCUAACAAGCUAAAAUAGCUAAAAAGUACCUAACAUGAAAAUUGCGUAAAGCCGGAGAGAAUCAAAAGGUCCUAUAAAAGUAGGAAUUGCCACGGAAACACAACUUGCACAACACAUCUUCUCUGACUUUGAGCUUUUGUUGUUUUGCAAGUUUUGAUAUUAUUUUAAUGAGUUCAACUGAAAAUUUGUGCACGAAAAACAGCAAAACAUCAUUCUCUUGGAGAGUAUGUCUGUUUGCUUGUUUGUUUAUUUCUCCGUUUGUCCAGUGUAGAUGACAAAGUAAUAUUUCCUGUUCGGCUCAAUUCCUUCGAACUAAUCGAAUUAGUGACACUCUCGCACACAGACAACACUUUUAAUGAAAAUUUAGAAUAUCUUGUCUUGUCUAUGGCAAAUGUCUCCUCUUUGCUCUCAAUUCAAGGUUCUUCGUCACCGCGCGAAAACCUGCGAGUGACGAGCGAAUGGAUUCACGUUUUCCGCCUCACGUCCGUCGUCUGUUCAUUAGUAUGCUCGCCAACUCACCGCCCCAUUCGCCGACCAUUUCGACGAGAAGCACAUUCAAAAUUUCAGACACAUUGUCUGAAAUGAGGAUAGAGGUGGCGCCGGACUGGUACGUGUACAGUAUGCACAUGACCGCCGUCCUCACCACCCCUCUCAAUCUGAUCGGAGUGCUCAUCAUUGUGUUUUGUCAGACGACGCAAGUUCAGUCCCUCAGGUGGCAUCUUUUGACAUAUCAGGUUGGUUUCUGACCCAAGACCCUUCAAACAAGCCCUUUGAUUUACAGAUUUGCUCAAUGAUCACCGAUUUCCUCAUCAACAUCGGAUGCCUGCCAGUCGUUUAUUCGCCGUUUGCAAUCGGCAGACCUCACGGGUUGUUCACAAAAGUCUUUACCUAUUUCGGGAAUAACAAGACUACUGAAGCUCAAUGUGUGAGUUUUGUUUUGCUUUCAGUAUACAUGUGGCAUUUCAUAAUGUCACAAAACCAGAUGGAGAACAUCUUCCUGAUGGAGUCUAACAAAGUUAGUUCGCGCAGGGGGAGAAGUCUUGUAUUAUAUGUAGAAAUAACAAAUUUAUUGGAAUAUUAGAGAAAUGUAACAAGAAUCGUUCAGGUUGUGGUGUUCGUGUCCAUGUACAUCACGGCUGGAAGUGUGGAGCUCCUCUUUUUCCUGCGAUGCCAAGCAAUUCUGCCGAUCAAUCACAAAUACAAAUUGACGCUCGGCAAAUCGAUUCUACUCACUGCACUCUAUCAAUGCGUCCUGAUCGCCUUAAUGGUCAUCUCUUUCACUUCGGCGGUGCCCGAUCAAGCCGAGACACAGGCGCAGUUUCUGAAGAUGUACCCGCAGUUCGAGUACCUCAUCGUCGACGAGAACGUCUUCUUCUUCUGUGUUCACGUCGAAGCGGUACACGUGCUCUUUCUGUCCACGUGUCUUUUGCGACUCGCCGCCGGAAUGGCAAUGGUUUUCCUGCUGGUUUGGAUGUCGAGCAGGGCGUUACACUCGUUCCAACUCUCGACGCGCACCAGGAGAAUGCACUUGCAACUCAUCAAAAGUCUAUGCUAUCAGGUUCGAUUCUAACUUUCAUACACAAUUACUUUGUCUUUAAAUUUGGCCAUUCCGGUCUAAUAGCCUCGCCGAAAAGAUGAAGAACUUUCAAAGAACAAGAGUUUGUGCAAUAAACUUGUUCGAACGUGAUUUCACGAAAUCUUGAGAUGUUUCAAUUUUCAAGCGAACUUUCAGAUAUCCGUGCCCGUGGUGGCCUUCUAUGGACCGUUGAUAGUCUUGAUUAUUCCGUUGAUAUUCACAAUUCCAGAUACUCAAGGUAAACAUCGAAAUAAAUGGCAACACAACUUCCAUAUAUCCAUACUUUUUGCAGUGCCCUUCUUCUUCUGCCUCCUCUUCAUGUCGGUGCACACGAGUCUGGGCACUCUGAGCAUGCUCUACUUCAAUCGUCCCUACCGAAGUUGGCUCAUUCUGACACUCCGCAAACGGACGUUCGUCACUUCGCAUUCUGGAUCGCAGUUCAAAACUAACAAGUACUUUGCGCGAACCGAUAGGAUUAAGGAGGGCGUCUCUGCACUCUUCUGA
This is a messenger RNA of Caenorhabditis sp. 36 PRJEB53466, 2470 nucleotides long. Lineage: Eukaryota; Metazoa; Nematoda; Chromadorea; Rhabditida; Rhabditidae. The record is from the annotation of a GenBank genome assembly.